GUUCACCCGCGGUGUCUGGCUAAACAACUGACCCACUUCUGAAGUUUUCGUUAAUCAUGGGGGCCGUCCGUGCUAUUCGCGCCGAGCUUGAAAUGAUGCGUGAAGAAUCUUGGGGGGUUUUUUAUAUGGACGACUCGCAAUGGGAGCAGUUCAUGGAGCGGUUCAGAAGGUUCACCCGCGAGAGAGUCCAGUGGUUUGAAAAGACUGGAGGGGGCGAGCCGAGUUUACAGCGCCUUGAAUGGAACGUCCAAGAAGACCCUGUCCUUGAGAAAUGCUCCCUGCAAGAAAUCGGGCGGCGACAUCGUGAUGUUAUAAGAGCACGGUACGGCGAGUACAGUGGAGGGCAUGUCCGCCACGCAUUCCCGCUUAUCGUCACUCAAGAAGCUAUGGAUUCGGUACUCGCGGCACCUGCUGCCAACGAUUGGCGUCCCCGUCAACAAGAGGACAGAGAGCAGAAGCGGCAGGAAGGAAUGGAGGCCGAGGGUAAUAUUUCGGACGACGAAGAGAAUGUUCCACUGCGCAAGGUCUUCGUACGGGAUGUGUACCCCAGACUCUAUUCCAUGCUCAUUGACGCCGAAUGAGAUAUCAUGAGACUAGUCUCUCCCAGUAUUGUUCGUAUGUCCUGAGACUAAAGUCGGUUAUUGUUGGCGGUCGUCACCAGGCUGCCGCUCAACGCCCA
Aspergillus uvarum CBS 121591 is the source of this 679-nucleotide messenger RNA. RefSeq lists its product as uncharacterized. The record is from RefSeq and is a predicted model, not a curated record. NCBI's taxonomy places the organism in Eukaryota, Fungi, Ascomycota, Eurotiomycetes, Eurotiales, Aspergillaceae. The transcript has 3 exons. The coding region runs from base 57 to 581 and encodes 174 amino acids.